Molecule: messenger RNA, 987 nt
Organism: Penicillium lagena
Lineage: Eukaryota; Fungi; Ascomycota; Eurotiomycetes; Eurotiales; Aspergillaceae
Product: rRNA-binding ribosome biosynthesis protein UTP23
Exons: 3
Coding region: 1-987 (328 amino acids)
Cellular component (GO): small-subunit processome; nucleolus
Molecular function (GO): small ribosomal subunit rRNA binding
Source: RefSeq, a predicted model, not a curated record
AUGCGGGCCAAGCGUUCGAAGAAGUAUCGUAAGCUGAUGCAUCAGUAUGAGCUUACUUUCGGUUUCCGUGAGCCAUACCAGGUGUUGGUGGAUGCGAAUUUCCUGCGAGCUGUCGACUCGUUCAAAAUGGAUCUAAUCCCGGCUCUUGAAAGAACUCUCCAGGGCAAAGUGAAGCCAUUACUCACCAAAUGUUCCCUCGCUGCGGUCAUGGCCUCGCAGCCAAUCAAUCCGAAAACCAGCCAGCCCUAUCGCCCACAUCAUCUCCCUCCGCCGACAACAUUACCGCUCCGCCAUUGCUCUCAUAACGAGGAUUCCUCGCCCAUCCCCGAAGCAGACUGUCUUCUUUCACUCCUAUCCCCCAGUCCAGAUGCCAAGAAGAAUAAGGAACAUUACAUUCUCGCGACAGCGGAUCCGCCCAUUCAAAAGAAGAGCCCCCAAAACGACUUCCAGCAGCGGAAACGGAAACGCGACGAUGAACGUGAAGAACAGCAGGCCAUGCGCCGUGCCCAGGCGUUGCGCUUUGGUGCGCGCUCGAUCCCAGGCGUGCCCAUUGUGUAUGUCAAGCGGUCGGUUAUGGUUCUCGAACCCAUGAGCACGCCGUCUGAUAUGGUGAGAGAGGGCGUGGAGAAGAGCAAGUUCCGUGCUGGGUUGAAUGAGAAAUCCGCGCCGGUGAAGCGGAGGCAGGAAGGCGAGAGCAGUACGGGCAUAGAGGACAAGAAGAAGCGCGGGCCCAAGAAGGUGAAGGCUCCUAAUCCGCUGAGUAUGAAGAAGCCGAAAAAGAGGAACGAUGAGAAGAGCCCAGCAUCCGCGCCAAAGCAGGCCGCUGAUGCUCCACGAGAACCAGCUGAUGUCUCGGAGAAACCAGACGGGGAUAACUCGGCUGGACCUAAGCCCAAACGAAGACGCCGUCACAAUAAGAGUGGUCCUCGCGAAGGCAACGAGGAAAGCGAGCAACCAAAUGCUGGCGCCAUGGAGGUGGACGCAUAA